AUGCUGUCCACAAGGGCGACCACCAGACGGAUAGCGAGGUGCUGCUCUUCGCGAGCGCGACCGUCGACCGUCGCAGCGCUCACUCGACCACUUUCCUCCGUCGCACCAGCCUCAACCCCCCUCGGACACCCUCCACGGCCUCUCCCUCCUCCACCGACGACGCCUUGCGAUCAUUGGCUGCUCUGCUCGAUCGGUAUCCGCUCUUGGGUGAUUCUCGCUGGCCAGAACGGAUACGACACGCCUCGCAUCGGCUCAAUGACCCCUCUCAGAACACCCGUGCGACCAUAGCCUGUCAGUUCAGCGUACACAUCCGAUCAUACUCCGACCAGGAACUCACACAGCUCAUCAACAGUCGCGGGUGAUCAUUGGAGUGGGGUCUCCCCCAUCGUCACCGCCAUGCUGGACGAACCGCUCGCGUCGAAUGCUCAAGUCAGUUUGGCCCUUGCCGCCCGACAUCUCCGGCUCACCGACUCGGAAGUGCUCACCAUAAAGUCAGUCCGAGAGCGAGACGGACCAUACGCCGGUAGAGCUGUCUCUGACCAUUCGCGUCCACCACAGACCAGGCGAUGUCCCCCGUGCGAACGUGAGCACGAACGAACUCGAGCUGCCCUCGGCUUGGCUCGAAGCACAUCGCGUUCAAGUGGUCGAGUUGAUACACGGUGGUCAGUUGGGGGAUGCUUCAAGCAAGAUGAGCUCAUAAUCAAGCUCACUUACGACAUCGCUUCGUCUUGACAGACCUAGCGCCGAAACAAGUUUCGCUCGACUCGCUCUUCUCCUCGGACGUUGUCGUGCUCGUCCUUUCGAGCGAUCGAGCUCUCUCCCCAGCUUCGACACGGUCCUUGCUCAACGAAAUCAAGGGCAAACCCAACCUCAUCCUCGCACUCAAUACGCUCGAUGCGUCCCCUUCGAGCGCCGCCUCCUCACUCCGAUCCCUCUCCCACCAACUGUCGACCCUGUACCCGUCCUCCAAAGACGAGUCCGAGAUCAUCGCCGUCUCGUCCGAGCAGGCCUCUUCCGCAUUGAACUCGUUACAACCGGCAGAGGCGACAUCCCAACCCGACUCGUUCGAACACUUCCAGAGCGCCUUCAUGAAAUCCGGCGUCCCGUACCUCAAGGACGAGGUCAAGCGACUCAUUUCGUCCGUUGACCGGCCGACACUGCACCGCCAAGCGGCCGAGUUCACGCUCGACAAGGCGAUCGAGGCCAGUGCGGUUGAAGGCGCCAAGAUCCAGGAUAGCUUACAUAAAGUUGAGACCGAUAUCGCUGCUCUCGACUUUAUCAUUGACGAAGCGACCUCGGCCGUGCUGGCUUCCCUCGGCGUCGGCUCGCAAGGGUUAAAAGUCCCCGAGGAACAUAUGCAAAACUCGAUGAAGGCGCUGCGACAAGUUCUCGACCACCAGCUGGCAUGGUACGUCCUCCCUUGGAAGACGGACGAGCUCGUCGCGGAGAUCGCUCUCGUCACAGGCACGACCUACCUUGUCGAUUUCGAACAACACCUGCUCUAUUCGACGGGUCGCCUCGAUUCGCUCGCCAACACCUUGUCGCAAAAGACGAACGAACUCGUCCAAACGCGCGCAUUCCUCCCUCCUCAAUCAUCGACCUCCGCACCACUCGCUUCAUUGCAUUUUCCCGUGCUUUUGAACCAGAUCCAACAAGCCGAAAAAGAGUCACGCGUUUCAGCUUCGACCACACUGAUCAGUCCAUUGCACCUUCGACGCAACCAAAUCACCUGCCCCGGAGGACCGGCCGAAACGCUGCAAGCCAAAGCGCAAAAACUGGUCGUCGAAGCUUCGUCCAUGACGACGGGCUCAAUCCUCGCCGGUGUAGGAUUGGAGGUCACCCAUUACGCCGAUCUAAUGACGAGUGCGGGCGUCGGCUUGUUGGGCGUCACUUUGGCGGCUUGGGGUUUGCAGAGGGGGUGGGGGAAGGCCAAGAUGAGGUUCGAAAAGGAUGUUCAGCAGCGCGUGAGGAGUGGUUUGGAAGAGGAUUUAGGGGUGAGUUUUUAGAGCGGGCCAAGGGGCAGACGCACCCCACGAGAGAUUCGCACUUGAUAACCCCUUUGCUCGAGAGGCUUUGAGUGAAGGACAGCUGACUCACUUGCGCCAUGCCCAUUGAUUGCACCAGAUCGCGGCGAAGAACCUCGUCGACCGAAGUACGUACAUGGCUCGCACGGCCGUCGCUUUAUCCUCGAGUCUGCUGGAGCAGAGGAGAAACGAGUUCGACGCGUUCCAACGUGAUUUGAGGGCGAUCGACGAGCGGAGAAGGGAAUGA
Molecule: messenger RNA, 2271 nt
Organism: Microbotryum saponariae
Lineage: Eukaryota; Fungi; Basidiomycota; Microbotryomycetes; Microbotryales; Microbotryaceae
Source: the annotation of a GenBank genome assembly